CAGUUAGAGUGUCCGAUGGGAUGUCCUGCAUGUGUAUUCCGGACGGAUGAUGGGCCUCAGAUCCAACGAACCAAGAUGGGAACAGCUAACUAUGCGCCAGGUGUGAGCGCAGCCCAGCGGCAGGACCAGGAAGAUCCGUGCAAGGUGAAGUCCAAAGUCGUCGGGGAUGUGACGUACUGCGAUCGGUACUGGGAGUGUGUCAACAAUCAACCGGAACUGUACGAUUGUCCCAAUGGGUUGGUUUUUGCAGGCAAGCAUCGAGGCGUUACCGAAGGAUGUGAUUACCCUUGGCGGUCGGAUUAUUGCGAUGGAAAACAGCUAGCAAAUGGACCAAUUUCGACCGAACACUGUGACUGGCUGUAUGGCAUCUUCGGACACGAGACGUCCUGCACCCGUUACUGGACCUGCUGGAACGGAACGGCAACCGAGCAGCUAUGCAUCGGAGGGCUGCUGUACAACGAGAACGCCCACAGCUGCGACUGGCCGGAAAAUGUUGACGGAUGCCAGAAACAUCCACUGUGCAAUGACGAUGCUAAUGGAAAUGUUCCGCUAGGAAAGUCCUGCAACCGAUACUGGCAAUGUCAGGGAGGAUAUCCACGGCUGCAGCGAUGCCCCGCCAUGUUGGUGUUCGAUCGGCGAAGCCUGCGAUGCGUGGUGCCACCGACGGAGGAUUGCGAAGUUCCAACGACCCCGCUGCCAUUAGAGGGAGAUUUCUUGGACCAGGGAAAGGGUAAUGCCAUUUCGAAUCUGUCGCCCGGUGCCAUCCAGGGCAAGUCCAGUGGAGGUCGGAACAAAAACUAGAGAGCCACGUGUUAAAAAUGACUGUUGCUGGUUGGGUUGUCACCCGCACAUACAUCCGUACACAGACAUCCACAUUCGCACACAAACACACUUGUUAGCAAAUAGCCCAACUAUUCUUCAUCACCAUCUGGGCGGGGGAAGAAAACCGGAACUAACGAACUAGCACCGAGAAGGAAGAGAAGAGAAGAGGGUGUGCUACACCCUCUUCUUAAACGCGCCCUGACCCAUCAGCAAAAGCAGAAGCCGAGGCAAGAGGUCUGGAAUGGCAGCAGCCGCAACAGUAUCACAUUCUCCAUCCCUGGUGUAAAGCGAAGAAUUUCUACGACUUUAAUGUUAUAAAUCACACACUCCCGUCUGCUACGGUGUAGUAACAGCAGCACAGCAUCCAUUUACAUACACAUUCUCCCUUUCAUACAUUUGAGAUACAAAAAAAAAUUAAAAAAGAACAAGCAUACAUCAAAUAGCACGGAAACGAACUUCAUAAGUUUUGUAUAUAAAUAAUAUCAUCAAAUGCAAACAAUGUCACUUUUCCCUACUUUUAUAUUAUUGUUCAUUCGUUUUAUUACGUGUUAGUAUUUAAAGCAAGCGAGACGCAGCUGAUGUUGAGAUUGAGAAGAGUUGAAAAAAUAAAAACAGACGUACAGUUAGAAUAAUAAAUAACGUUA
Molecule: messenger RNA, 1466 nt
Organism: Uranotaenia lowii
Lineage: Eukaryota; Metazoa; Arthropoda; Insecta; Diptera; Culicidae
Product: protein obstructor-E-like
Exons: 5
Coding region: 16-801 (261 amino acids)
Cellular component (GO): extracellular region
Molecular function (GO): chitin binding
Source: RefSeq, a predicted model, not a curated record